AUGGAUAAAGUUAAAAAUUGGUUUCAUCAAGUGGGAGAAAGCCGCACUAAGAAUCCGUUUCAAGAAUUAGUUGAAUUAGCAGCAUCUACAAAGGAUGAGAAGUUGAUCCAUGAUGCUGUGAAUCAAUAUGUAAAUUUCUAUUCUCCUCUCUCUGAUGAAGAGCUUUUGAAUCAACCAAUAUCAAAAGAAUGCAUUGUAUUGAUGACAUUAGUACCAAACACACUUAAUUCAUUAAUAAAUUCAAACACAAGAAGAGAUUUAAUUCAAAAAAGUGUUGUUUUCCUAAAUUCUGCAUCGAUAUUUAUUCCAAAGAAGUCAAACUUCAACAAAUCAUUCAGAGUAAUUCUUUAUUCGAUGAUUGGACAAGAAUCUCAAUCAUAUUUAAACCAAUCCGAAAGAUUACUACUUAACAUGACUAUCAAUACAUCAUUUGUCGAACACAUACUCAAAGAAGAACAUUUUAAUCUCAUUUUACUGACAAAACCUUCAAAUCCAAUUCUUUUCAAAUUUUUACGCAGCGCAAUCCUUAAUUCUUCAAUUUCAUCACUCAAAUCAUGCUUAUACAUGGUAAAUACAAUUGUUUCCAAUAUAAAUUCAAGUCCUCCAGAAAUUGUUUUUGUUAUUGGAGCAAUUUACAAAAAAGCAGUUAGAGUUCCUGAUUUCGAAACUUACUUUUCAAAAUUCAAUACUUUUUGUCUUGAAAUUUCUGAUUAUACUUUUUAUAUCGACGCUGCCAACUCAAAAACGAAUGAUGCAGACAUAAUUCCAGCCAAAUUCAGUGAUCUGAUCAUUGAAUCACCUGAAACAAUGAUGGAUCAGAUUCUAAAAAUAAUUCAAAAAUUUCCAGUUUACGAAUCAACACUUUUUGCAGUUCUUAACCACGUAAAGAACAUGGAACUCGAUUUACAAGAGAGAUAUCUAGAAAUUAUCGGUCAAACAAGGCAAGAAAUACGAAACUUGUUGAUUGCAAAGACAUUUCCACCGUGGAUCUUCGGAUUCAGCUGCAAACUUGUUAUAAACUUUGUUAAUAAGUACAUGAACAGCUCAAUGAACCAACAAUACCUUACUUUUCUGUUUAAUCAAGUAAAAUCUGAAGAAUUGUCAAAAUAUUUUUCAGAUUAUGACCAAUUCCAAGAUCUCUUGAUUGCUAUGCUCAAUAAUGUCAGUGAUUAUGAGGAUGCUUCAUUCUAUUUCUCUAAAAUUUUAUCAAUUUUAUUAAAUGGUCAAGAAAGAGCCAUUUUCACUUUAGAUGGAUUCUGUAGGAUAUUUCCAAUCGUUACAUACCUUGAUUUAUUCCUUUCUUCGUUAGAUGCCAUAAAUAAUUUGAAAUCUUUCGAACCAAUGAUGUCAAAACUGCUGAUUGACACUCCUGAGAUGAGAGUUUCUCUGAUGAUCAAAGAUUUCAUUCAAUGGGCCAUAGACAACCAGAAAUUAGACAUAAUUGCCGCUCUUUCUAUGGAUGGACCACAUGAAAUCAUUGACAAAUUAAUAGAAAAGUCAGAUAAACUGUCAAACCUCUCUCAAAAACAACUUUUGAAGUUAACUUUCGCUCAAUUACAAAAUUCAGAGGAAAACUCAUCUGCAACAAUCAGAAUACCUUCUUUAGUACCUAAACUAGACUCAUUGACCUUCAAUACCCUGUUUGAUAGGUAUUCCGCAGGUAAAUAUCUGAUUGAUAAUAACUUAAUCUCGUUUGACUGCAAAUUACUACCUGAAAUCGGAGUUCAAUACAUCAGUGAGAAAUUUGCGGAGAUGUCAAUCGAUUUUCCAGAGAUUUUAGUCAAAUUAACAAAUCCAGACUUUCCACACACUUCUGUCAUCCAAUUUCAGGAAGGAAGGGAGAGUUCUUACAUAACUGUUGGACAAGUUCCAUUGACAUUCUACUUCAGAGUCGAUGAUUAUAAAAAUCCGAUAAAUUUAUUUAGCGCUGGAGGCUUUGAUUUCAAGUAUGAGAACGAGAGCUUGAUAGUCAAUGACAAGCCACAGACAUUGCCGCUAAAUAAAUGGCACAAAGUCUCAAUUUCUUUUCCGGACGAUUGUUUAAGUUUAUCCAUCAACGAUGUAAGGGUUAUUUACACUCCAAUGAAGUCCAAGAAGGCAGUUACAAUCAUCGGAUCCACUCUAAACUCUCCUGGUUCAACAUUUUAUCUGAAAUCCGAACUAGAACUUUAUGAAACUACUUCGAAUCCAUUUGGUAAGAAGGAAUUAGUGUCUUACCAACCUGGAAGUGGAAUUUUGAAUAUUGAAUAUCGUGGUAUUUAUUCAUUUGCUCCAACAAUCAAUCUUGUACCUAAAAUACUUGAGAAACUGAUGGAUGUACAAGAUAAUGAGUCAUUUACUCUCUACAUCGAAAGCCUUUUGAACACAUCAUUAUUAGAAUGCGUUUCCUUAACGAUGCAGCACUUUUUAGGACUUCUAAGAGUGAUAUUAUCACAGAAGAUAGACAUGUUGUCCUUCCAAAUUGUUAAAAUGUGCUUUGAUUUCUGUAAUAUCGAUGGAACAAUGAACUGGGACAAUUUCAAAGAUUUAUUUUUAGAUUACAAUAUCUGGACAAACGGUUUCAGAUUUGUUUCUUCUUUAAUUCCUUUCCUAAAAGAAUCUAAGCGUGGAAUUAGGUAUCCGAAGGAAGCAGCACUAGUAUUACACUUCUUCUUCGACCUAAUAAUGCAUUGCGAAGUAAGCGAUGACGAUUUGGAAGACUUAAUAAUUGAUAUGUUGAAAUCCAACUUAUCUCCACAGAGUUCUGUUGUUGUUUACAUAAUUUCCAACGAAAACAACAGGUUUGUAACAAAGAUACUUGAAAAUAUCCCAGAAAUUUUGUCUUCUAUUUCAAUUCAAUUUUUGCCAUCGUUAUCUUUCGAAUUACAAGUGAAAUACAUAUACGAAUACGCGAAGAUAUGCACAAGGAAUGACUCUAUAUUCUCUCAGAAGGAAAUAGACAACAUGAUGCCGAUUCUUCAAAAUUGUAUUUUCGAAACUCAGUUUUGGGUGGCAUUAUUCACAUUAUUGACAAACAGAUUGUGCGAUACAAUCGAGAUGUAUGCUCUGGCACCAAUACAACGCCCAGAUAUGCUUCAUUCGAUGAUUCAAUUUAUUUGUAAGUUAUUUAGAUCUUCUGAACACGAAGAACUACUUAACAUGAUUGUACUAACUCUCUGUUCGAUGAUCAUGGCUACUCAAAAGCUUCCUUUGGCGAAUUUCGUGAAAGAUAUUCGAAAUUUGUUACAUUUCGGAGUUUUGACGAGUAAAACAAACCAACUACCAAUACAUUUCACUACAUACGAGAAUUGCAGGAUGCCUUCCGAAGAAAUUCCUGCAGAAAACCAAAAUUUGAACAAAAAUGAAAAUAAUUUAUCAGAUUCAUGCUUUAAAGUACCGAAUUCCGAAGAAUUCUUGAUCUUUGAUGAACUAUGGUUCGGUCUAACACCAACGCCAUUCAUCGAUGCUUGCAAUAACCAAAUAAAUUCUUUGGUAAAUCAAAAUCAAAAUUCCGAAAAAGUGACAGAUAAAAGUGACACCUCAAUUGAAUCGAACAGAGUUUUAGAGUCACAUUUAUUGCAAUCAAUCAUCAGUAUUGCCGUAGAUCUUCUUAAAUCCGUGAAAGGAAAGCAAUUAACUUUAGUUUUGAAUGAUCUUUUAAUUUUCGGCAGUGAUGUUGAUCCAAACCUUUCAUUGAUGCUCCACCAAUCCGUUCUCUUGAAGUACAUGGACGAACUCCCUGUUUCUUACGAAGUUUUGAAAUUUAUAAAUAAUUUUGUCAUUUUGGGAUGGUGGGAGCACAAUUUGACAACAUUAUUCAACACUGUAUGCAUGAGUUUCUCAAGAUACACUGGUUUUGCUGAAAAUAAAGACUAUAAUCAGAGAUGGACCGCAUUUGGCAAUUUGGUGAUGUCAAUUCUAUCUCUUCAGACAGAUAUUUCGUCAUUUAAGAUCCAGGAGAACUUAUCUGUUCUGUUUGGAAAGGAAAUUCUCAUGAACCAGAGUUAUCACCUUUUCUGGCUUUAUUUCUUCAUAAAUAACAUACUCAACGUACCAAACAUCAACAACAUCUGGUCGAAUUUCAUGAAUAACAUGAGUUUGAUUGAUAAUUCAAAAUUAUUAUUAAUUUAUGAAGGAAUUUUCAGCCAAAACGAGUCAGUUUUCGACAAGAUGCAGGAUAUAUACAUCAUGACAGCCAGAUUUACCCAGAAUCCGCCAGAAUUUGCUGAAUAUCUCAACAAAAUCAAGGCAAAAACCUCUCAAAUUUACACAAAAUUCGCUAUCGCAACAAAUGAGAAACUACAGGAACUGAAUUCAAAGAUUGUAAACCUCAGAAAUUCAUAUAUUUCUGAAUCUGAUAAUAUUCUGAACCAAAAAGCGGAAAAACUACAAGAGAACUCUAAGAAAGUCAAAGAAUCAUUAUUGUUGAUAGAGAAAUUCCAGUUCCAAGCACGAUUUGACCUUAUUUCCCACAAAAAAGAGAGAUCUGCCUUUCAUUUAUGGUGGAUUCUUCCGAAACUACCAAAUGGAAAGUACCAAUUGUGUCCUACAGUCCAUCCGCUGUCAAUUCCGAUGUUGUUUGUGCCUUGUUCCUCGAAAAUUAACUUUAAUAACAUAAAUGACUAUUUCAACUACGAGAAAAACAAGACAUUCUUCAAGAUCGGCGAAUACAAUGUCCAAAACUCAAACAUACCUCCUACAUUGAGCAGAUUUGUAUCAAUGCCGUUCUUUAACAACCAAAAUUUGACUGAUUUCAUUUUCAGAAGCAGUUUCAGCCACUACAAAGGAAUUAGAGAGUUCAAAACCAUCACAAUCGUUUACGGAACGAAAAGAGUCACUUGUGCACUGAGUUUUGCCGAAAAAGGAUAUUAUAUCAUCACAGAAGCUGAAGGAACGCAACAAGGCAAGCUUAAACUCAUUGAAAACCAGAGUGACAUUGCAACAACGACGUUUUUGGACUCCAUUUCCUACAAAUAUUACGGAUCUUGUUCAUUAUUCUUCGGACAUUGCGUUCUUUUCAUGUCUGACAAGCAUGUAGUUAACUGCGUGAAGAGAAACUACUGCCACGAACCAGUAGCCGUCGAAUUAUGGUUCUCAAGAGGCUAUUCUCUCUUUUUUGUUUUUGAUAAGCAACAUGAUCGUGACGGUUUCAUUGAAAAUGUUGGUCACAGAGAGUUUUUCCCUAUUUCGGAUUCAUUCUUUGGUCCAACAUAUUCAACAAACGUCACUAAAAUAGUUAAUGACAAGAAAUUGAUGAAAAAGGUAACAGAUGAUUGGGUUCUUGGCAAAAUAUCCAGUUUGACGUAUCUGGGAAUCCUCAAUUUCCUUUCUGACCGUUCUUUCUCCAAUUUCUGCCAAUAUCCAGUUAUGCCUUGGAUUAUUAACGGAAGAGACUUAUCAAAACCAAUUGGAACACAGGAUGAACAGAGAUUCCAGUCAUUCCAACAGACGUACGACAGUUCCGAGCCAGAUUACCAUUAUUAUGGAAGUCAUUAUUCUUUCGCCGGAGUUGUUAUGCACUUUUUGUUGCGAGUUCAGCCAUUUACUAACUUGCACAUUGAGUUACAUAAUGGAUUUGACCACAGGGACAGAUUAUUCCACGAUAUCGACAACGAAUACUUAUCAUGCAGUUCAUUGUCGAGUCAUAACGUCGAAGAACUCAUUCCAGAGUUUUAUGUUCUACCAGAAUUCCUCGUAAAUGUCAACAACAUUCCAUUGAAAAUUACAUCAUCGAAUAUUUCUCAAGAUAAAGUGAUUUUGCCUGAGAAAUACAAGAACGAUGUAGAUUUAGUUUGGUCGUUGAGAAGAAUGUUGGAUGAAGUUGACAAUUUGGAGAAAUGGAUUGAUUUGAUUUUCGGAUAUAAUUCAAGAGGAGAAAACGCAAAAAUACAGAGAAAUCUGUUUUAUCCAACAACAUAUGGAAUUAAAUCACAAUUAAUUGAUGACGACGCAGCGUUUGAACAGAUGAAAAGAUGCUUCGGACAGACACCAACACAGUUAUUCACUGAACAACAUCCUCCAAGAAACACAGUCAAUUUCAAGAGAACUGUUUUGUUGGCGGAUACUGACGCAGUAAUGAUGCAAAAAGUGAAUGUAAAAAGUGACACUGAAUUGAAAGAUGCUAUUAUUAUACAGUACAAAGAUCAUUUGCAUGUUACAUCAUGUACAACUUAUUUCAGUAAUUUAAUACAUUCAUCUGUUUUGUAUUACACAGAUGGAUUGAUGAAUUGGAAGUGUAAUUUGAAUUCUUUCAUUUGUUCCGCAUUUUCUUUCGAAAAAUUGUUGUUUUGCGCUUCUUUAUCAAGAGGAUCAAUGAUCAUCUUCAGAUGCCAAUGCAACAAGAGUGGAGAAAUCACAGGAUACUACACUCUCUCAACAACAAAUCCAAUCCCAUCUCAAUACCUAAUUACAACAUCAUCUUCUCAAAAUACUUCCUCUUCAAUUAAUACAUCAUCUUCUCAAAAUACUUCCUCUUCAAUUAAUGCAUCAAGUAUUGAAAAUAAUUCCUCUUCAAUCAAUACAUCAUCUUCUCAAAAUACUUCCUCUUCAAUUAAUGCAUCAAGUAUUGAAAAUAAUUCCUCUUCAAUUAAUGCAUCAAGUAUUGAAAAUAAUUCCUCUUCAAUUAAUGCAUCAAGUAUUGAAAAUAAUUCCUCUUCAAUCAAUGCAUCAACUUCUCAAAAUAGUUCCUCUUCAAUCAAUACAUCAACUUCUCAAAAUAGUUCCUCUUCAAUCAAUACAUCAACUUCUCAAAAUAGUUCCUCUUCAAUCAAUACAUCAACUUCUCAAAAUAGUUCCUCUUCAAUCAAUGCAUCAUCUUCUCAAAAUAGUUCCUCUUCAAUCAAUGCAUCAAGUAUUGAAAAUAAUUCCUCUUCAAUCAAUGCAUCAACUUCUCAAAAUAGUUCCUCUUCAAUUAAUGCAUCAAGUAUUGAAAAUAGUUCCUCGCCGAUCAGGAAUUCUGAUGAUGAAAAUAUUGAUAUAAUUCCUUUGUGCUGCUGCAUAAGUUCUCAUCAUUAUGUUACUGGAGAAGUUAUUGGAAAGAAGUUGUACACAUUCCAUGUUGGCACAGGAUUGAUGAUAAGAUCGAUUGAAUUGAAAUCUUCAUCAAAAGCAGUUUCAGUUGUAAUUGAUGAUUCAUUCGGAUGUUUCAUUGUUUUCUGCGAAUAUUCAGUUGAAGUUUGGACAUUGAAUGGAACAUUUGUAGGAAUGAAAGAGUUCAAAUCUAAAUGUCUAUGUUGUUGCAUCGCUUGCAAUGAUGUUGAUUCAACAUCUGCAUCUUGUCAUGAUGAUGGUUUCGUCAGAUUGUGGAGAUCUGAUGCUUCCAAAUCAGAAAUGACAAUGAUUAAAGAGAUAAAAGUUCCUUUCAACGAUGCUGUAUCAAUGGAACUUAUCAGAGGAGGAUCUUUGUUGUCAGUUGUCUCUUCCUCAUCUGUUGGAGUAAUUUUGGCUGCAAGAGGAGCUGGAACUGGAACAAUUUCCAACAAAUUGCCUUCAGAAUGCGCAAAAUGCGGAAGCAAAGGCAAAUUGUCUGAAUGCCAGAGCUGCGGUUUGUAUUAUUGCAGCCGCUGCUCAAUGAACAAUGCUGGAACAAUCUGUAAAGAUUGCCUGAAUAAGAUAGAAGAAUGCGCUGAUAUUGAUUUUUAA
This is a messenger RNA of Trichomonas vaginalis G3, 7620 nucleotides long. Its product is annotated as platelet formation protein family. The transcript has a single exon. Bases 1 to 7620 code for a protein of 2539 amino acids. The record is from RefSeq and is a predicted model, not a curated record. NCBI's taxonomy places the organism in Eukaryota, Parabasalia, Trichomonadida, Trichomonadidae.